Molecule: messenger RNA, 1458 nt
Organism: Theileria annulata
Lineage: Eukaryota; Apicomplexa; Aconoidasida; Piroplasmida; Theileriidae
Exons: 8
Coding region: 1-1458 (485 amino acids)
Source: RefSeq, a predicted model, not a curated record
AUGCCCGUAUCAAGGACGGUCUCGAGGACCCUCUCGAAGGACUCUGACUCCCUCAGUUUAAGGUCAAGUAGAACUGGAAGCCUCAGAUCUGAAGGAUCCUCAGUCAGAAGCCAGUCUUCCGCAGCGAAACUCAGACAGAAACUCAUCACUAACUCGCUCCUCAGACAUGAAGAGAAUUCAAAGUCAUCUCAUUCCUCUCCUGUAAUGAGCAACAGAGCUUCCAAGCAUCCCAGGGAUACGAAGGCGACUGAAACCCCCGGGAAAACCCUCAAACAACUCAGUCUCGCCAAGACAAACUCAGUUGAUUCUUCGAAGAAAACGCUUUCUAGGAGUUCUACAAAUUCACAAGAAUGUGAUGAAUUGGAUAUUGAUUUUGGAUCUCCAAGAAAGGGUGGAAAAGGCUUUAAAAGGAGUCUCAGCAACUCAUCAAACAAGUCUACGCCUUCCAGAUUAAACUCAAAAAGGCUCAACACUGAUAAAAGAUUUAAAUCAUACAAUAGAGGUGAGGACUUGCAUGAUACUGAAAUAUCACAGACGGAUUCGAUAUCGAAUAACCAGGACGACGACACUGAGGAGUUUUCUGAUAAGAAAAUUACAGACCUGGCCCAAGUCCCCAAAACCUUUUCACUCACAAGCUCACUUGGAAAAGCAUCGAGUAUAAGUAUUGAUACAGCAUAUUCGGUCUUUACAAUCGAAGACGAAAGCGACAAUGAUAACGUGAACGAUGAGUUUCGGUUUAAGCGGUCCAAGCGCCCUCAUUACAACUUACAGGAAAGCAUCUUGGCCCUUAUUUCCAAGUACAAAACUGACCUGGAGUUACUGGAUGAGAAGAUAAAGGUUCUGGAGUCUCAGUUUUUCAGCAACCCACCCGAAACCACAGGCAUCAUUAAGGGCUGGGAAGGAAAUGUGCUUAAUAACGCAUACUCAAACUUAACAGGACCCAAGUCAAGGAGAUCACAUAACUCAAAGUUCAAAAACAACUUAAAUCACACCCAAAACCUCAUCACCGAACAUAUUUUCUCACUCACAUCUUCUACUUGUGCUGAUGAGGAAUCCGCUAAAAAUAAUAAAUUUAAUAAAGGAGAAUCAUUUAUUAAUAAAUUAAGAUCGAAAAAUGACAAAUACCCUAUUUCGUACCUGGAAUUCAGAGAAGCUGAGUAUAAGAUGGCAAAGGAGAGGAAGGAGGUUUUGAAGAGUAUUGGAGCCUCGAUUAGGGACAAGUGCAGGGCUGAAAUUGACGAAUACGUAAAUUGCUGCUCAGAAAACCGUUUUAUAAAUUUUAAGUGUAAAAAAGAAUCGAAUGAGAUGCACAAAUGCAUCCGACACUACCAAAAAGAUGCGACCACUCCCGAGGCUAUUAGAAAGGUAAUGAAGGAAAGGUUUGAGGAAGGUAAGAGUUCGGCUGUCCCUUCAUACCUUAAGUCGGGUCGAGUUCAGAACUCGGAACCAAAUAACUAG